GUGGGAGUGUCCGUGCAUGCUCCGACCUCGAGUUACGAACACAUGCCCAGGAGAUGUGGUAUUUAUAAUGCACCGUAGAGUACCGUAGGUGGACAACCAUCUGUCCCAGUCACCUAGUCAGCAUGCUUCAACUGGAUCCUUACAAAGGCAGCAGCCGCAAACUCGUCAUUGCCAUCGACAUUGGUACCACGUACAGUGGUGCCGCCUAUUGCGUCUUGGAUCCCGGCGAGAUACCACAGGUACUGAGUGUUACGCGCUUUCCGGGACAAGAGGGCGAAAAUAAAUCACGGGAUGUGAAGAUACCUUCCGUACUUUAUUACGAUCAGCAAGGCCGGCCCCGCGCCGUCGGAGCCGAAGCGACACUACAAGACACCGAGGACGAGGCAUACACACAGGAGUGGGAUCGCGUCAGAUGGUUCAAACUCCAUCUUCGUCCUCCAUCGAUCCUUCCCGGCGCAACUCUACCUCCAAUUGGGGUGAACAAAUCCAUCGUCGAGAUCUUGGCAGAUUAUCUUGCCUAUGUCUUCAGAUGCGUCAAAGACUUCAUCUCUGAGACCAACCCGACUGGUAGACAGAUUUUGGACACCGACACCCCGAUUGAUUUUGUUCUCAGUCACCCAAAUGGAUGGUCGGGCCCUCAACAAAGCAACAUGAGGCGUGCGGCUAUCCUGGCCAAGCUAGUGCCUGACGAUGAUGAAGGCACUGCAAGGCUUCAGUUCGUCACCGAAGGAGAGGCGAGCCUUCAGUUCUGUAUCGCGACUGGUCUGGGGAACGACGUCAUGCAGAAAGAUCGUUAUGUAACGAUAGUCGAUUGCGGCGGAGGUACUAUAGACCUGAGUACAUAUCGUGUACUGGACAGCCAGCCCAUUGCCGUGGAAGAGAGCGUCAUUCCCAAGUGCCUCAUUCAGGGCUCGACGAUGGUUGAUCAUCGGGCUGAAGAGCUGCUGAAGAGCAAGCUCAGACUGUCCCGCUUCUCGACCCCCGGAGAUCUACAAGUGAUGAUGUCAUACUUCGAAACCACGACAAAGCCAACCUUCAAAAACAUUUCUAGCACAUCUUACGUCAGAUUCGGAGGGCAAAGCGACACUGAUGAGAGGGUCAACAUACGACGCGGCGUUCUGUCUCUUUCAGGGCUCGAAAUGGCAUCGCUCUUCAGACCGUCCAUUGAUGCCAUCAAGUCAGCAAUUGAUAGUCAACUGUCCGGAAUAAAUGCCCAUCUUACUACGAUAUUGCUUGUCGGCGGUUUUGCAACCAGCCCUUUCUUGCGCACUGAAUUGCAGGAACACUUGAACAAGAAGGGUUUGCGAAUGUUCACCCCGGAAGGCCAAACUUCGAAGGCCGUAGUAGAAGGCGCACUAUGGUUCUAUCUCGACAAUCGCGUUCGCGCAAGAGUUGUUAGGCACACGUAUGGAUCAGAAUGUGCAACACGUUAUGAUCCUUCGUUGCCGGGACACUUCAUACGCAAACACCGAACCUACACAGGCGUUGACGGUGAUUCCCGUCUCCCGUGUUGCUUCGCCAUCCUGACGCAGAAGGGAACCUCUGUCACCGAAGAGACGGGAUUCGGCAUUUCCUGUAUCACACGCAGGCUCUUCGGCAACUUGAACACUACCGUCUCGGUCGAUGUGAUCGCCUACAGAGGCAAUAAGACUAAUCCUGAGUGGACGGAUGAGGAACCAGAGAUGUUCCACACGCUAUGCACAAUCAAAGCUGCCCCUGCACUAAGCUCAUGGGAGAAGCAUAGUGGCCCUAACGGACCAUACUGGUCGAAACGUAUUGAUGUGAUCCUGCUCCUCGGUCUGACAGAGAUGAAGGCACACCUUUCGUGGCUGGAGAAUGGCGUGAGGCGAAUCUCCCCUGCGAGUAUUAUCUACGGCGAAGAACAGUAGACGGCACAUUGCUUGACUAUGCUGGCAGUGGUCACAUCGGCGACGGAUAUAUCGGCGCAACUGAUCAGCAAUUCGUAGGCGA
Fomitopsis serialis is the source of this 1971-nucleotide messenger RNA. RefSeq lists its product as uncharacterized. The coding region runs from base 123 to 1889 and encodes 588 amino acids. The transcript has 13 exons. Lineage: Eukaryota; Fungi; Basidiomycota; Agaricomycetes; Polyporales; Fomitopsidaceae. The record is from RefSeq and is a predicted model, not a curated record.